GCCGACCCCCUUUCAGUCUCCCCAGCAGCGCGGCACAGAUGACACCCUCUGAGCAGCCCCUCCUGGAGCCAGGCUGAGCGCCGCCAGGGCGACCUCCAGGGUGACCUCCAGGACACUCCAGGCCCGCGCCAUGCACCCGCCGGGCCGCCCGCUGUGGGCCCUGUGCGCCGCCUGGGCGCUGCUCGCCCUCCCCGCUGCGGCGGCGGACCAGGGCCAGGUGUUCUCCGUGCCGCUGGACGCGACCGGCUCGUGCACGCUCUACUGGCGGCUGGACUACGAGCGCCAGGCCCUGCUCGUCGAGGUGCACGCCACGCUGCCGCCGCGGGCCUGGUUCGCGCUCGGCUUCUCCGACUACGGCGAGCCCGCCCCCGCCGACCACUGCGUGCUCUGGGAGGACUGGCGCGGCCGCGCGCAGCUGCACGACGCCUGGGCCGGCGAGGACGGGCGGCUGCGCGCGGACGCCGUCCAGGACUGCAAGGAGUUCCGACACACGCGCGUCGGCAACGUCACCAAGUUCGCCUUCCGACGCCUCUUCGACACUUGCGACCCGCACGACUACGUCAUCGAGGUAAACGGGGCCGACAAUGACGCCAUCAGUGCUAAUCCUGCUGAUGUCUGGACAAAAUUGUAG
This is a messenger RNA of Frankliniella occidentalis (western flower thrips), 631 nucleotides long. Its product is annotated as dopamine beta-hydroxylase-like. Gene Ontology annotation, cellular component: secretory granule membrane. Gene Ontology annotation, molecular function: dopamine beta-monooxygenase activity; copper ion binding. Gene Ontology annotation, biological process: norepinephrine biosynthetic process; dopamine catabolic process; octopamine biosynthetic process. The record is from RefSeq and is a predicted model, not a curated record. Bases 131 to 631 code for a protein of 166 amino acids. NCBI's taxonomy places the organism in Eukaryota, Metazoa, Arthropoda, Insecta, Thysanoptera, Thripidae. The transcript has 2 exons.